Molecule: messenger RNA, 6126 nt
Organism: Anarrhichthys ocellatus (wolf-eel)
Lineage: Eukaryota; Metazoa; Chordata; Actinopteri; Perciformes; Anarhichadidae
Gene: atrnl1b
Product: attractin-like 1b
Exons: 29
Coding region: 877-5013 (1378 amino acids)
Cellular component (GO): Golgi apparatus
Molecular function (GO): protein binding
Source: RefSeq, a predicted model, not a curated record
UCCAACCUGAUAAACUGUCUAGUGUCGCUGCGCUAGCAAACCCAUCGGUUCCCGGGUUCUUGUCAUGUUUUGAGAGCGACAGCGGGGCUUUUUCUCCACGGAAUACAAGGAAACACCACCGCACACUGCUGUCAAUGAAGCCAACGUCUGGAGGAGGCUAAAAUUUCCUGCGGGAACAGACCAGGAGGACCAACAACAGUUCAAAGUAUUUGCUCGAUGCCCCCCUCCAGUCGGCAAGAAUAGCCUUCCAGUUCCCACAUCCAUGUUGACUGCGGCAGCCUUCGCACUGGGUCCAGGGCUACGACGCCACAACCCCUUUGUUCUUCUGGGCCAAAGAUCCGGCUAAAUUGUACCGGUUUUGUGGAAAGCGCCGUCGCAUGUUGCAAUAUACAUCCCGGUGUCGGUGUAACGGAUUGUUUACGCGUUAAAAUGGCUGCUAAAAUGGCAUUUGGUAAUAGAGAGUAGAGGGCUCGAUCCAACGCAGUAACGUUACGUUACCCAGCUGAGGCCAACAACUGUAAAUAAGCUACGUAUGCUAACACAUUAUGUACCAGCUAGUCACAGUAUUCAACGAGUUAGCCGCUUAAUUGGCUCAAAUAGAUGCUCGGCUCUUUUUUGGGUAGGUUCUUCCCAGAAGAGGAAGAGGGGAUUCCUCCCACUCCAAGUCUAUGCAUGCGGUUAAACAAGCAGCCUCUAAAGAAAACCUCGAACGUUACGUUUUUGCAGCCGGGCUUAGCUUAGCCGUAAUGCCAAUAUGCAUAAUAAUCAGCGAAUAUGCAGGACUUCUUUGUUGUAAGUGAAGCAGCCUGAGUAGCCGAGGCUCUCUCCCCCGGAGCAGACGUGAAGGCCCCGGGUCUUUUACUCGGCUUGGUAAACAUGCAUCCCGGGGGGAAAUGUAAGACGGAACUCUUUAUGUUAGGACCCAAACCAGCUCCCCACAGCGAUCUGCGGGGCCUCAACAGAUACCUGGUGGUCUAUGUUUUGUUUUACUUUGUGCUGGUCACUCACGCGUCCCCGGCGAAACCGUGCGACAAGAAUUGUGUCUCUGGGAAAUGUGUCAACGGAUCGUGCAUCUGUGACCGAGGAUGGGUCGGAGACCAGUGCCAGCACUGCCAAGGGAGGUUCAAGUUGACGGAGCCCUCGGGAUACCUCACCGACGGUCCAAUCAACUACAAGUACAAAACAAAGUGCACCUGGCUCAUUGAGGGCUAUCCGAAUGCUGUUCUCCGGUUAAGAUUUAACCACUUUGCCACAGAAUGUAGUUGGGACCACAUGUACAUCUAUGACGGGGAUUCGAUAUAUGCCCCCCUGGUUGCUGUUUUCAGCGGUCUUAUCGUGCCGGAGAUCAGAGGAAAUGAGACGGUUCCUGAGGUUGAGACGACUUCAGGCUACGCACUACUACACUUUUUCAGCGAUGCCGCCUACAACCUAACAGGCUUUGAAAUAUUUUACUCGAUCAACUCUUGCCCCAAUAACUGCUCCGGCCACGGGAAGUGCACCCCCGGUAACUCGGCCGCCAGCAGAGUGUACUGUGAAUGUGACAAGUACUGGAAAGGCGAGGCCUGCGACAUCCCUUACUGCAGGAACAACUGCGGCAGCCCCGACCAUGGCUACUGCGACCUCACCGGGGAGAAGUUGUGCGUCUGCAACGACAGCUGGCAAGGCCCAGACUGCUCGCUAACCGUACCUUCAACCGAGUCCUUCUGGGUGCUACCGAGCGUCAAGCCCUUUGGCACGUCGCUCGCCAGAGCUUCCCAGAAGGCCGUGGUGCAAGAUAAGGUCAUGUGGGUGGUGGGUGGAUACACCUUCAACUACAGCUCCUUCCAGAUGAUUCUCAACUACAACCUGGAGAGUGGCAUCUGGAACACAGUUCCCAUCAACAGUGGCCCUGUGCCAAGAUACGGCCACUCACUUGCUGCCUACCAGGACGACAUCUAUAUGUUUGGUGGGAAACUGGAGGCGGGCUGGGGUAACGUGACGGACGAGCUGUGGGCGUUCAACGUGCCCAGUCGGACGUGGCAGCGGAGAAAUCCCGUGGUUGGCCCACCGGCCCAGGCUCAGAUCUAUGCUGUGGAGGGUCACUCGGCCCACUGCGUUCCACUAGAGGAGGGCGAGGCCAUUAUGCUGGUCAUCUUUGGCUACUCCCCGGUCUACAACUAUGUCAGCAACGUCCAGGAGUACAACCUGCGGUCCAACACGUGGCUGGUGCCUGAGACUAAAGGCGCCGUUCCUCAGGGAGGUUACGGCCACAGCAGCACAUAUGACGGCGGCAGUGGUAGUGUGUACGUCCACGGAGGCUAUAAGGCGGUGCCUGCCAACAAAUACGGCCUUGUUGAUGACCUCUACCGCUACGACGUUAACACCCGGACAUGGUUCAUUCUGAGAGAGAGCGGCUUUCCGCGCUACUUGCACUCGUCCGUGCUCCUCAGCGGCACCCUGCUCGUCUUUGGCGGCAACACGCACAACGACACGUCACUCAGCAACGGCGCCAAGUGUUUCUCCGCUGACUUCUUUGCCUACGACAUUGCUUGUGAUGAGUGGAGGCUCUUGCCCAAACCAGACCUGCACAGGGAUGUCAACCGCUUUGGUCACUCUGCUGUGGUCAGCAAUGGGUCCAUGUAUUUGUUUGGGGGCUUCUCCGGCGUGCUGCUCAACGACGUGCUUGUUUACCGACCCCCCAGCUGCCAGGCCUUCUUGGCAGAGGAGGGGUGUGUGAAGGCUGGGCCAGGGGUCCGCUGCAUCUGGAGCAGAGGCCACUGUCUCCCCUGGGAACCCAGCAUGGCUAAUGGGAGCCUUACUCCUGCCCCAUUCUGCCCCCCUAAAGCUGUCACAGUGGACGAGCUGUGCUACCGGUUCUCAGACUGCUCCAGCUGUACGGCCAACACCAACGGGUGCCAGUGGUGCGAUGACAAGAAGUGCCUCUCCGCCUCCAGCAAUUGCACCUCAAACGUGAAGAACUUCGCCGAGUGUCCGGUGCGGAACGAGCAGGUGUGCAGCAAGCUCGCCAACUGCAAGAGCUGCUCGCUGAAUCUCAACUGUCAGUGGGACCAGAAUCAGUCGGAGUGCCACGCUUUGCCAGCCCAGCAGUGCAGUGAGGGAUGGAGCCAGGUGGGGGAAGCCUGCCUGAGGAUCAACUCCAGCCGCGAGAGUUAUGACAACGCCCAGCACUACUGCAAAAACCUCAACGGAAACAUCGCCUCACUCACCACCUCCAAACAAGUGGACUUUGUGCUCGAGGAACUGGAGAAGCUCCAGCAACUAGACAAGCGGCUGUCUCCCUGGGUGGGCCUGAGGAAAAUCAACGUGUCGUACUGGGGCUGGGAGGACAUGUCUCCCUUCACCAACAGCAGCUUGCGCUGGCUGCCUGGCGAGCCCAGUGACUCUGGGUUCUGUGCCUACCUGGAGGAGCCUCAGGUGUCCGGCCUCAGAGCCAAUCCAUGCACUGCCACUGCCCACGGCCUCAUCUGUGAAAAAGCUACCGGAAACCCCAAUCAGAGUACCCGUCCAGCCUGUAAGAAGCCUUGCUCGCUGCACACCAAUUGUGCCAACUGUACCAGCCAGGCCAUGGAGUGCAUGUGGUGCGGCAGUACGCAGCGCUGCGUCGACUCCACCGCCUACGUCAUCUCUUUUCCCUAUGGCCAGUGUCUGGAGUGGCAGACUGGAGACUGUGUGGCCCAGAACUGUUCAGGCCUGCGGACAUGUUCCCAAUGCUUGCAGCAGCCCGAGUGCGGCUGGUGCGGCGAUCCCAGCAGCACAGGGAAGGGCCUCUGCACGGAGGGGUCCUACCGAGGGCCGAUGAAGAGGCCGGCGAAGCAGGGCCAGCCGAUCCAGUCCGGGGACAUGAUCCUGGAGCCGGGCAUCUGCCCCAAAGACAAGGGCUACGAGUGGGCCUUCAUCCACUGCCCCGCGUGCCAGUGUAACGGCCACAGCACCUGUGUGAACGGCAGCGUGUGCGAACAUUGCCGGAACCUCACCACUGGUCCUCACUGCCAGACCUGCAUGCCCGGUUAUCACGGAGACCCGACCAAUGGCGGCAAAUGCCAGGCCUGUAAGUGUAAUGGUCACGCAAGUGUGUGCCAGGUGUUGACUGGCAAGUGCUUCUGCACCACCAAGGGGAUCAAAGGAGACCAGUGCCAGCUAUGUGACUCAGAAAACCGUUACCUUGGCAAUCCACUCAGAGGAACCUGUUACUACAACCUCCUGAUCGACUACCAAUUCACCUUCAGCCUCAUCCAGGAAGAUGAUAAUCACUACACUGCCAUCAACUUCAUGGCCUCACCUGAGCAGGCUAACAAGAACUUGGACAUGUCCAUUAAUGCAUCCAACAACUUUAACCUCAACAUCACCUGGUCGGUGGGAUCAACAGCUGGAACCAUUUCUGGAGAGGAGGUGCCCAUCGUGUCCAAAACGAACAUCAAGGAAUACAGAGACAGCUUCUCCUGCGAGAAGUUCACCUUCAGAAGCAACCCGAACAUCACCUUUUACGUCUACGUCAGUAACUUCUCAUGGCCCAUCAAGAUCCAGAUCGCCUUCUCCCAACACAACAGCAUCAUGGACCUUGUCCAGUUCUUUGUGACGUUUUUCAGUUGUUUUCUAUCACUACUCUUGGUGGCGGCAGUGGUGUGGAAGAUCAAACAGACCUGCUGGGCGUCAAGACGGAGAGAACAACUGAUGAGAGAGCGCCAGCAGAUGGCCAGUCGUCCGUUUGCCUCGGUUGCGGUUGCGCUGGACACCAGAGGAGAAGAAACAGAACUGCUGCAGCCUGUGGUUGACGGUGCUCCUAAACCUGUUGCGAUGGAGCCGUGUUCAGGAGGUAAAGCCGCCGUGUUGACGGUCCUCAUGCGUCUGCCCUCCGGCCUCUCAGACUUGCCUCCACCAGGACAGUCAGGAAUCGUCGUUGCCAGUGCGCUGAUAGAUAUUUCACAGCAGAAACCAUCAGAUUUUAAGGAAAAGUGCCAGGGUUUAAAGAACCGAAAAGCCCUUUUUCCGGCACACCAAGGCACCUGCGUCUGAGUCUCAACCCGUCAAUCCAUUUGGGUCCCUUUUUUUUUUUUUUUUUUUUUAAUAAAUACUAUCUGAGGCCAUAUUGUUCCAAUAGGCAGCAGGUCCCAGUUGGAGGCCUCUCCAGAGACUAAGACAUGGCUACAUGUAGAGGACUACAUUUGGCUGCUGCCACUCAAAGCGUUCACUGAAACUUGCCGAGUCCACAAGAGCACAACCCUGCGUACCUUUCCCCGCCCCCUUUGCUCUAAUCCACAUAAAUCAACUUCUGGUCACAUGAAUAAAUCAUCCGACCUCUGGAACAACUUUUCCUCCACACACUGGGCCCCCAAAUCUCUCCUCCCUUCAGCUCGGGUAUUCAUCAUGGCAAAACUUGUCUGCGCUCGGAGGGAAACCUGCCUGACACGUGCCAUCAGAGACAGAUUAACGAGGACGGUCUGCACCUAUCGAAGCUUCAGCAGUGAACAUUUUGUGACACGCCAUCGUCCAUCUGCGCGGCAUGAGGGCAAAGCAAAGGUGUCUGUGCAUUAGGUCAUGUCAAAGUUUAACUGAUUUCCCUCGCACCGUGUUGGAAAUACAAGAUGAUUUAAAAAAAUAAAAUAAAAUGGCUGGUAGAUAUCCAGCACAUGCUGCUUAUGGGUUUUUGUUUUUGCUUGCCAACAAGUGGUUUUCUAUGGUCCUUAAAGCAUCUAGUUGUUAUGCGAAGCCUUUGCUGAUGGACUGAAAUCAUUCUGCCUUGUAGUGGGUAAAGCUAUGCGCUAGGCCAGCACUCUUUUGUAACACCCCAUGUCUUUUGACAACGUGAGUAUUUUGCCAAUCCCCAUUUAAAUUAUCUGUUUUAGCAUUUACUGUACAUAUGUAUCAUCUUUCCCAGCUGAAGCUAAAGUCUGUAUUUUCUGUGGAAUACGUAUACAAAUGCUGCAGAGACUUACUGCGAUCGCAUUACCAGCGGCAUGUGGGUGAAGAAUGCAACGAACAAACUAUUAAGUCAUCAAACGGGAAGCAUGGGAAACUCCAAAGCGCAAGAAAACACAGAAGCGUUUUAUUAGCAACCUGGAAGUUUCAUUUGUAACGAAAAUCCAGACUAGUUUCUAAAACUAGUCGAGAAACAUCUCAGUUCUGGUU